AAGAGAAUGUGGAGGUUCAAAGUCGUUCGCCUUAAAAUUUGCAGCACUCGACCAGAUCUUUUUCUCGAGAAAUCUAGUCCAACGGGGUCGUCGGCCUCCCUGUCCAUCUAAUCUGCUUCAGUUUCUCUUCAACGCGUCUCGUGUAGGAGUGAAAGUUCCGUCUGCAAUCUCUUUCUUUUCAGGAAGGAUGGUCGCCGCGUCUCUGUUCAGUGACUGAAUGAUGCUUCUACGUCACCAUCUUCCCCUCCUCCUCCUCUGUCACCCCUUCUCUUCCACUCCCAUAACCAGACAACCUCUCCGUCUCAUCAUCCCACCGAGGCCAUUCCUCUCUCUCCGGACCCACGCUGCCACUCCUACCACCUCUCCGCCGCCACCAUCCCUUAUUCCGUCUCCACUGCUCUCAGGCGUGAACUGCGAUGAGGAUGAUGAGGAUGGUGAUGGUGGUGGAGCGCCAAUACAUGUUCCGCUGGAGAAGCUCUUCAUUCCUCCCGAUGUCGAGGUCUCCGCCGACGCGGACGCUUCGAGCUAUAGAAUCCUGAAGGGCUCCAACAUCGUGCUGAGCCCGUACGCGAAGGGAUCCCAGGUACUGCAGGCGGAGUUUGUGAAGAGCAGCACCAGGCAUGAGGAUUGCCCCUCGGACGGGCGGCCGGAGUUUGCCCUCGUCGGCCGUUCCAACGUCGGCAAAUCCUCCCUCCUCAACUCCAUCGUUCGUAGGAAGCAUCUCGCCCUCACCUCCAAGAAACCAGGGAAGACACAAUGCAUCAAUCACUUUCUGAUAAACAAUAGCUGGUACCUUGUGGACUUGCCUGGAUAUGGAUAUGCAUCUGCACCACAGCAAGCACGGUACAAUUGGAAUGAGUUCACUAAAGAUUACUUCAUCAACCGAUCAACUCUAGUUUCUGUUUUUCUCCUCAUUGAUGCUACCAUACCUGCAAAACAUGUUGACCUCGAAUAUGCACGCUGGCUGGGAGAAAAUAAGAUCCCAAUGACAUUAAUUUUUACCAAGUGCGACAAACGGAAGAAGAGAAAAAAUGGUGGUAAGCGACCUGAAGAGAAUGUGGAAGAUUUUCAGACAUUGAUAGCAGAGUUCUUCCAACAAGCUCCUCCUUGGAUCAUGACAAGCAGUGUUACCAACCUAGGACGGGAUGAGAUCCUGUUACACAUUGCCCAACUUAGGAACUACUGGCAGAAGCAUUAAUAAUAGGUCAAUGUAUUUUAAUACACAUUGCCAAUCUGAUGGUCUGGUUUCGCAGUGGCUGCUAUUUUAAUCAUGUCCAUGUGUCCUUAACAUCGUCUUACAGAGACCUAAGUUAAGCAUUCUGUGAAUGCUUAGUCCUCGUGUUGAAAUCUGCCUCUGGCAGGUUAACAAAGUGUACAUCCUGCAAUGGUAAACGAUUUUCCAAUGAA
Messenger RNA from Nymphaea colorata (pocket water lily), 1407 nucleotides. RefSeq names its product GTP-binding protein At2g22870. The transcript has 4 exons. The record is from RefSeq and is a predicted model, not a curated record. Gene Ontology annotation, molecular function: GTP binding. Lineage: Eukaryota; Viridiplantae; Streptophyta; Magnoliopsida; Nymphaeales; Nymphaeaceae. The coding region runs from base 218 to 1198 and encodes 326 amino acids.